Molecule: messenger RNA, 1697 nt
Organism: Aegilops tauschii subsp. strangulata
Lineage: Eukaryota; Viridiplantae; Streptophyta; Magnoliopsida; Poales; Poaceae
Biological process (GO): protein ubiquitination
Cellular component (GO): cytoplasm
Molecular function (GO): ubiquitin protein ligase activity
Source: RefSeq, a predicted model, not a curated record
AAGACAGUUUGUGGCUCCCGCGCUGCUGGCUCGACGCGAGCGCAGCGCCCUGUUCGCUGAACGCGAGAAAUAGCAGGCCCAGGCCUCUGAUCGCCAGUUAUGGAGGUCCAACGCCAACCAGGACCGACCUGAGGUUCCCAGGCCGAAAAUAAAAACCAGAUCUGAUCCGUGUCCCCACAUUGUCUGAGACCGGAACCCCAUCAGCGCCGCCCCUCCAUCCCCAUCCAUGGCAGACGACAGCGACGGCGAGGGGUUCUGCGCCGACCCGUUCGAGGACGAUAGCGACGGCGGUAACUCAUGCGACUAUCGCUGCUGCUGUGAUGAUGACGACGAGGGCGAGUGGUCAUGCGGUGCCCCCUGCGACGAGGAGGACGACGACGACAGCAACGGCGAGGAGAUCUGCAGGGACCCGCGCGACAACGUCGUCGUCGACGACGACGAAGACGAAGGGGAGGUCGAGGAAGCGUUAUGCCACGACGACGACGAAGGUGAGAGCGAUGGGUCGUUAUGCGACGAGGACGCCGAGGGCGAGCAGUUAUCCGACGACGACGAAUGCGAGGGGAAGGGCGGGGGAUUCGGCGACGACCGGUGUGACGAUGAGGACGAGGGCAAGCCCGACGGGGAGAGCGAGGAUUUCUGCGAGAACCCCUCCAACCAUGACGAAGAUGUCGGUGCGGAGGUGCUAUCCCGCGGCGGCGGCGGCGGCUUCCGCGGCGGGGAGUUAUUCGUCUCCCGCUUCCUUUUUUCAGAUGCUUCCGACAUCUCCGACUCCGAUCAUUCCGACUCCGAGGUAGAGGAGGCCGGCGGCGGAGAGGGGCUCACGCCCAGCGGGUUCGACCAGACGCCGUCGCCCGGGGCCUUCCGGAUGGCGGUGGGCGUAGAAGACAGCGACUCCGAUACCGUAUCCACCGAUUCCGAUUACGAAGACGACUACGAAUUCCUCAAGCGGCCCGCGUCACGCCAGGCGGUGGAAGGCCUGCCGGAGAUGAUCCUCAGCGAAGAGGAGGCCACGUGCGGCUGCGCGGUGUGCAAGGAUGUCUUCGCGUCAGGGCAACGCGUUGUCUUUCUCCCGUGCAAGCACUACUUCCAUGGCGACUGCAUCCUGCCAUGGCUCGCCAUGAGGAGCACAUGCCCUGUGUGCCGGUAUCAACUCCCCACCGAUGAUACUGGGUCUGGGCAGCGACAGUCACAUCAAUUGAGGGUCCUUUUACCAGUGGAUCCUCAGGGUGCAUCUCAGCAGAGCGGAGGCGAAGCCACCACAAGAAGCGGCUGAAGUCUCGGCAGGAAAAUGGACACGAGGAAGGCGCGUCAAGGUGUGUUGUACGUAGAGGAUUCGUCAUCCGUUGACAACUUCACUCGCCAGCGCGUAUAAUGGAGCACCAUCAUUCAAUCAACAAUACAUCAUCGCCUCUUUGAAAAGUUGGGCUUGAGCACCCAGCAGUAAGUUGAUGAUAUACUCGUUUGUAAUUUGCGUUGUAGCGAGGUGGGUGCUGCCAUUGACGUCGCCGGCUGGUGCAGAACGGCAGCGUGUGUGACCGUGUCCAGAUGCCGCCGAGUUGGGUGAAGAAAGAGUGCUCGGCGGUGGCGACAGAGGCGAGCUUCUCGUGUCUUUCUGUGGACGCCAUGCUUGCUUGCGGAAUUCUGGCCGAUCUGGAGGCUGUGCAACCGCUCUUGCUUAUUUUGUUUGUGAUACUCGA